Molecule: messenger RNA, 701 nt
Organism: Cicer arietinum (chickpea)
Lineage: Eukaryota; Viridiplantae; Streptophyta; Magnoliopsida; Fabales; Fabaceae
Source: RefSeq, a predicted model, not a curated record
UGUCUGAUACGUACGAUGACAUUAAAUUUCAUUUACCCUGCUCAACCACCUUCUCACCAAUCAGAUCUUAGUAUUUUCCCUAUAAAAACAUACUCUCCAAACACAAUUUGCCACACAAGUACUGAGAGAAAGACAGUAAGUUGGAGAAAUAUGGGUAGGUUUUGUGUCUUUUUAUUGGUUCUUGCUCUUGUCGUUGCUACAAAUGCGAGAAAUGUGCCAAGUGAUGUUGGUUUGAAGGAGGAGAAGAACGUUGUGUCAUAUGGUGGUGUUGGUGGUUUUUCAGGACUAGGUAACAAUGGACUACCUUUUGGAGGAGUUGGAGCUGGAAUAGGUGGUGGCGUUGAUGGAGGAGUACUCGGCGGUGGACUUGGUGGUGGAAUUGCCGGUGGAGUCGCCGGUGGACUCGGUGGUGGUGGUGGUGGUGGUGGUGGAAGUGGUGUUCUUCCUUUCCCUUAAUAAGAUCAACAUGCUUUUGCAUGCUUUCUUUUAAAAUAUUAAUACUAGUUUAAUUUCAGUGUGGAAUGUUAUGUACGUGUUGGUAAUUGUUGAAGCAUUCUAGAUUUGUAGUUCUAGUGCUAUAUCUUGUAGCGUACUGCAUGUUCUUUUGUCAACCAUCGCAAAUACGUGUUCUUUUAUGAAAUUCAAAUUUUAUUUUCCACUAAUGUGAGCGCAAUACUAAAUACGUAUGACUUUAAUUUGUA